GAGAGCUGGAUUGAAAGUGGAGCAGCCGGGUCUCAAACUGGCACCCAUUUGGGAUGCCGGCACUGUAGGCAGUGGCCUUACCUGCUAUGCCACAGUGCCGGCCCCAGAGUCUAAGCAUGUUUAAUGUUAUAAGUGUUCCACAGUAGGAUUUUAAGUCACUAAGUGGUGGCAAUAUAUCAGGUAUUUAUUGAUUGGGAAAGAUCGGCUUUUUCUGGUUCUGUCUCAUGCAUUGGUUUUAGCUUGGAGUUUAGGGUCUUUGUUUACAAUAGCUACAUUUGUACUUUAACAAGAGAUCCUGAAAUUUUACCUAUGGUGAUGCAUCAGACCUGUAUGUAAAGGAUUUGUGUCAUGUGGAUGUAAGGCUGUGCUCCCCCAGUAGUCACCAGCUGAUUGGUCUGUCCAGUAGGUACCAUGUUUUGGAGACCUUUCUCUAUCCCUCUGUUUGUUCCAUGACUGAGUACUCUGGCCAGAACUACUUGGUUUGAUCCCUUUCACACCACCCUUUUUUAGCCAAUCAGUUUUGUCCUAAGGUUUUAUUUUGCAAAUAGAAACUAAGAUUGAGAGAUUGUUUGUUUGCUAAGUCUGCUUAAUGCCUUUUGUUUUGUUUUGGCAGAGCAUGUAUUUCACAGGCCAGUUUGUUUUCCUGAGCAACUCUAAUUUCUUUGCAUAAGAAGUGUGUUUGCUGACUUGGUGUUGUGUUUGGUAAAAUAGUUACGCUUGUCCAGUAUAGCUUAUUUUUGGAGAAAAAGAGAAAUAUUACAAAUGGAAGUGGCUUUGUUGUUUCUAGUACUACUUGGUUUUGGACAAAGAAUGAGUACUAGAAUUUUUUUUCUCAGUUGAAAUUAUAUCAGUGACAGAACCACAUUAAUCUAUUGAAAAGGUAAUUGAACAGAAAGUACUAUUAUCUUACAGUAAAGUGGUAUAGAGAUAAGAAAAAACAGAGCUCUUAAGAUUCCUCAGACAACAUUUUGUAACUGCUGCUGUUGCUUUAUAUGUAUGCCAUAAAAAGACGUUUAUAAAAUAAAUAAAGGGAAUGUUGCACAGUUUAAGAAAAAAGAAAAAAACAGUACAUUACUGGUUUUGGUGUUUCUUUGCUCAAGAAGUACUGGGCAAUGACACAAAUUGUUCACAGGUAAGGGCAAUCCAGACAUCAUUUAUAUUUUGUUUGAACUUACUAAAUAGGCAUUCUCUGCGUACUCUCCAAGAGGCAGUUUUAGAAAGACAGUGGGGACAAAGGGAAUAAAUCAGGUUAAAGUCUAUCAAUCAUAUUAGCUUAAUGAAGAGUCAACAGGAAAUAGAUUUUGCUCUUAAGUAAAAAACAGAAUAUCCAAAUACCCCCAAAGAACUUACAAUUAAGAACUUAAUGAUGUCAGUUUGUUGCCAAAAAAUUAUUCUGUCAUAGUUCUAUGACUUCACAGAAUUAAAUUGUGAAACCCAAUCAUGAAAGAAAGAUUCUUUCAGUGUAUGGUUCUGAUAAGUGGCAAGAGAAGUUAUGAAAGAUUCAUGAAAGUGGCUGCAAUAGCCAAGGUUCUGCCAGGCUGAAGCCAAGAACCUAGAGCUGCUUCUGGAUCUCCCACAUCCAGUCCCUUUGUGGAACUUCUGAACACCUUUUAUUAGUGAAGGCAUUUUCUACACAAUGAAGCUAACAACUUAAUUUAAACAAGUGUUUAUGUGGUUCUGCUUCAUCUGCUAUGGUUCACGGCGCUUGAGAUCUCAGGAGUACCGGAUCUUUUGCAAUGACAAUAUGACUAAUAGUAAAGGAAGAUCUCUUACUAAUAAAACAAAUGGUGGUUUAGGUAGUGGAGGAGGCUGUGUAGACUGGACUUUAAAUUUAAACACAAUUCAGUCUGAUAAGUUUUUAAACUUACUGUUGAGUAUGGUUCCAGUAAUUUACCAGAAAAAUCAAGAAGAGAGGCACAAAAAAGCAAAUGGCAUUUGGCAAGAUGGACUAUCAGUGGCAACACAGACUUUUAGCAAUAGAUCUGAGCAACACAUGGAAUACCACGGUUUCUCAGAACAGUCUUUUCACGGUAAUAAUGGACAUAUACCAUCAGGUUGUAGCCAAAAGUAUGAUGACUAUGCCAACUAUAAUUACUGUGAUGGGAGAGAGACUUCAGAAACUACUGCCAUGUUACAAGAUGAGGAUAUAUCUAGUGACGGGGAUGAGGAUGUCAUUGUGGAAGCAAGCCCAAAAUUACCGAGAGAGUCCAGUGGCAUCAUGGCAUUGCAGAUACUUGUGCCGUUUUUGCUGGCUGGCUUUGGAACAGUUUCAGCUGGCAUGGUUUUGGAUAUAGUACAGCACUGGGAGGUGUUCAAAAAAGUUACAGAAGUUUUCAUUUUAGUUCCUGCGCUCCUUGGUCUCAAAGGGAACUUGGAAAUGACAUUGGCAUCCAGAUUAUCCACUGCAGUAAAUAUUGGGAAGAUGGAUUCACCCAUUGAAAAGUGGAAUCUAAUAAUUGGCAACUUGGCUUUAAAGCAGGUGCAGGCAACAGUCGUUGGUUUUCUAGCAGCUGUGGCCGCAAUUAUACUGGGCUGGAUUCCAGAAGGAAAAUACUACCUUGAUCAUUCCAUACUUCUGUGCUCCAGCAGCGUGGCAACUGCCUUCAUCGCAUCUCUCCUGCAGGGAAUAAUAAUGGUUGGGGUUAUCGUUGGUUCAAAGAAGACUGGUAUCAAUCCUGAUAAUGUUGCUACACCCAUUGCAGCUAGUUUUGGUGACCUUAUAACUCUGGCCAUAUUAGCUUGGAUAAGUCAAGGCUUGUAUUCCUGUCUUGAGAAUUAUUACUACAUUUCUCCACUAGUUGGUGUGAUUUUCUUAGCUCUAACUCCUAUAUGGAUUAUAGUAGCUGCCAAACACCCAGCCACAAGGACAGUUCUGCACUCGGGCUGGGAACCCGUCAUAACUGCCAUGGUUAUAAGCAGCAUUGGAGGCCUUAUUCUGGAUACAACUGUAUCUGACCCAAACUUGGUUGGCAUUGUUGUUUACACGCCUGUCAUUAAUGGUAUUGGUGGCAAUUUGGUGGCCAUUCAAGCUAGCAGGAUUUCAACCUACCUCCAUUUACAUAGCAUCCCAGGAGAACUGCCUGAUGAACCCAAAGGCUGUUACUACCCAUUUAGAACAUUUUUUGGUCCAGGAGUAAAUAAUAAGUCUGCCCAAGUUCUGCUGCUUUUAGUGAUUCCUGGACAUUUAAUAUUCCUCUACACUAUUCAUUUGAUGAAAAGUGGUCAUACGUCUUUAACUGUAAUCUUCAUAGUUGUAUACUUAUUUGCUGCUGUUUUACAGGUAUUUACCUUGCUGUGGAUUGCUGACUGGAUGGUCCACCACUUCUGGAGGAAAGGAAAGGACCCGGAUAGUUUCUCUAUCCCUUACCUAACGGCGUUGGGUGAUCUGCUUGGGACAGCUCUGUUGGCCUUAAGUUUUCAUUUUCUUUGGCUCAUUGGAGAUCGAGAUGGAGAUGUUGGAGACUAAUCAAUCCUACAAACUGCUUCCAAAUUACCAAGGAGGAAGACACAAGACAACCACUUCUGGCUCUCUUUCAAAACUCUUAAAUCAGUAAUUUGAUUUUUGCCAGGGUAAUCUUCAGUUGGCCCUGAGAUUCAAUUAAAUGGCCUUAACUUUUUUUUUAAGGAAUUUGUGUUGAAACCACAAUGAAUAUUAUUUGUGCUGCUUUUUGUAGAAUAAAUUAUCAUUUGACAUAGACAUAGAUACAUGUUCCAACUUUGAAAUUAAUUAAAUAUGAAAAAAUUUGAAUGUUUGACAAUGAAUAAUUUUAAAACCACAGAUACAGCAGAAAUGUACUUUCUUAUUGUCCAACUGGUAACGCAAGGUUAGAGGAAACUGUGCUCUAGCUCUUAGUGUAGCUGUUUCGUCUCACAGGUGUGUUACACUGUAAAGCAGACUGUCACAUGAAAGGUGCCAGCCAAGGUUUUAGUAUUUUUAAGUACGCUUACCUCUGUGCUCACCGAGGAUAAAUUCACCAACUACUUGUUCCUAAACUGACCAAAAUAAUUCUGCUGAGCACAAGGUAAACUCAUUUUACCUGCGUCUAAAAUUACCCUGUGCUAACGCUAACUCAAUUUCAACUCUGCCAACUUCUUGGCAGGCUGCCCUUUAAACAUAGAAUGAUCUUGAGAGAUCAUUAAUGAAAGCAGUAAGCCAUUUUAAAUUAUUGAUUUGUUGAAUAAAAAGUUGGUAUUUUUCAAACAACCUGAUAGUCAAAAGCAGAAGAUACCCUAAGCUGCAUUUGUAGAAAUAAAUGAUAUGAGAAAUUUUGUGUGUGUGAGAGAGAGGCCUUUGCUAAAAAAUGAAAUCUUGGAUAGUAAAGAUGGUAGCGCUGCUGGAACAUCAGCAUUAUAGGGUGAUUCUUAAACAGGUUUUAUUUGUAUGCUUUCAUCAUUUGGUCCAAAACUGUUGCUGCCAACCAGAAUUUAGUAUUUGUUACCUAUGUUGUAAUUAACAGUUCCUUCUUAUUUACAAAAACUGUUUAAUCAAGUUUUAAGAUUGAGAAUGACUAAGUGAUUUGUUUGUACUUUUAAGGAAGCCUGUCAUUUACCCUUUUAAAAGAGAAGUUGGUGAGUUCCCUCGCUUAUUGUUCAUGGCUACACUUAUCAUCUGUUUGCAUAUGGGACACUAGCAUAUACACUGUUCCACUUCUCAGUUAUUUUUCUAAAAUUUGGCCCAAUAUGCUAAAUAACCAACACUUUGGUUAUUCAGUAGAUAAGCAUUUUCAUAUCACAUAUAGUUCAUUUCUUAAAAUGCGGUACAAUCUCUAAAAACCAUUAGAUAUUUAAUAAUUUAAAACUGAAAAGGGAAGAAUAAAACAUGCACAUUAACUUUGAUCAUGGUUUCAGUUGUGUUAGUGUUAUAUAAACAGUAGGUUGUUCAUAAAUAUAUUGGAAGUAUUCUUUCUAAGCUCUUCAAAGGGGCUGUAGUUUAGAGUUAUAUAUUUUUGCUUAUUUUUUUAACUUUAAUUAUUCCAUCAUUCUGCCUGAUAAUUAAGCUUUAAGGCAGAGAACUGAACUAAUUCUACAAUUUCUCCUUUGGAGAGUUAAAUGUCACAUAGUGAACAUUCUUAUAAAAGAAAGAAUGGUUACAUUUAAGUUGAUGAAUACUUAGCUGCAAAGAUUUUUUUAAUUUUUUAUGAAAUCCAUGAGUGAGGUCUUUGAUUUUAUUGUAAACCACUUAUUUAUAUUUGGUCUGUGUGAUUUACAAUCAUUUACAUUUCCCAAUGAUUUCUGUUUUAACACCAAAAAAAAAAAAAAGCAGAGCAAGUUACAUCAUUAAAGCAUUAACCAACCAACAACUGGUAAAGUGCAUAUUCUGAAGCACAUUCGGACACAUUAUGUCACUGGUAUUCCUGUCUAUUUCACAGCACAGAAAACUGAAACUCGGAGUCGUUACUUUUGUAAUAUGUAUAGCUGCAAAGUGACUGUGUUGUGAAGUCCCUAAAGUCCAGUCUUCUGGGCCAGGCUUCUUGUUAUAUACAUCUGUGAUCCUCUAAGUACACAGAGAGAAACCAAUUGGAGAAGAAGAGUUUUCUAAAAAUCAAAGAGUAUCACUAUAUCUUUCAGAUUUCAGAUUGAGAAACUUCUGUUUAUCUUCACAGUAAGGAUAGCCAACUCUAAAUUAUUUGUACUCUAAGAUCAAGGAAAACAAGAAUAUUUUAUAAAAUAGUUUUCAUUUUUUACACAUUAAAUCUUUGGAAUAAAGAAUCAUGCCUUGUUUCAUAGAACAUAUCAUUGUCACCGUUCUUUUCAGAUCUUGCCAUUUGCUAUAAGUGAUAACAAAACUAGUAUUACAGUCCAAGUGUUGGCCUUUGUCUUUUGCUGUUCAACCUUGGUUAGAGCAACAAAAAGUCUGAAAGGUGUGUAAGGACAAAAGGGAAAAUUAGUGACUGAUUAGCUGAAUUAACUAUGAAAGGGAUGUAGAUUCCUUUUUAAAAAGUAUUACCUUUUGAAAGCCUUCCCAUAUGCGUGUAACCAAUAAGGUGACUUCUUUUUAUUUGCCCACAAAAAUAAUUUAUUAUCAGUCUUAUAUGUAAAUCUACAGUAUUUAUUUUUAUACACCAUAGAAACUCUUGUUUUCUGGACUUCUUCACUAAUUUAUGAGACACUUCAUUUACAUAUAGAUAACCUUUUCAGGACAUUUUUCACUGUUGCCCACCAGCCAUUUUUUCUUUGGGAAAUAAAGUUUCUUAGGGCCUGAUAAAAUGAAAAAUUAAAGUAAUGAUGCUUCUGGGAGACAUCAAAAAGUUCCACACCAUAGACUGUCAAUGGCAUAGCCAAAUAAAUGAAAUAGAGGUUUAAAAGUCUUUCAGUAAUUGGGCUUUCUCGCCUUACCAUGUAUCUGUUGUAUAGAACACCCAUUUAAAGUGGGUGUCUACCACCUUUGAAUUGUUGUAGACUCCAAUAAGAAUAAACUUUGAGAAAUAUUUA
This is a messenger RNA of Oryctolagus cuniculus (rabbit), 6432 nucleotides long. The record is from RefSeq and is a predicted model, not a curated record. NCBI's taxonomy places the organism in Eukaryota, Metazoa, Chordata, Mammalia, Lagomorpha, Leporidae.